GUGCUCUCUCUCUCUCUCUGCAAGCUUCGACUUUGACUUUACCCUCUCUCUCUCUCUCUCUCUGUGAAAAACGCCUAUUUUUAAGUGUUGGGUGUGCGAUCUGGGUCUCUGAGAAGCAUUGGGGUUUGACGCUUUUGCAAAUUUGAGAUCUUCGUAGUUUUUUGUUCUGGAAUUGGGUCUGAGCGCUGUCUGGGUUUUUCAGUGGCCUUGGAAUAGAGGAAGACUGGUGCGAUCUGUUUUGAGGAGAAGAAGAGAACAGCAUGCGGUGGUGUUUGAGUCUCUCUGUUGAUGUCUUCCGCAAAGUCAUCUCAUUGAAUCUCUAUUGUAGAGUUAUUCUAUAAUUCCUUCAAUCUUAGUCAGACCCCUCAAGCUUUCUCUACCUUUUUUUACCUCACUCUAUUUUUUUCAAUGGGAUCAAGCUUCUUUGUUGUUGUUCCUUGUUAUGUCCGCCAGAUUAGUUGAAUACUAGUUAACCUUGUUCCCAUAUUUCCUUUUGAAUCGCUUUUUUUUUCGCAGUAGAUUUCUUUUUCUGUUCUAUUUUCCAAUUCAACUCCUUGGUUACCGAUAUUGGGUUUCUAUUUCUUGGUUAUAAAGAUCUGGUUUUCUGUUAGAUUGGUUUCUCUCUGGUCAAAGUUUACGGACUCUUGAAGGCUUUGUGUUCUCUAGGACAGUUGGGUUUCUUUUCCUCAUAGUGAAGGGUUGGAAAGUAGUUAUGGUAAGCCAAGCAGCGAGCCAGACAAGAUUUCGGGCUACGAAACACGAAAGUGGGAUUGCAGGGUGCGCGACCAUUAUUGUUAGAGUAAUAGCUUGCUUUCAACCUCUCCAGGACUGCCAGGUGAUUGUUUUGGUUGGAUGGGAGGAGACUGUGGAACCUGGUUUCCUCCGCUGGAUUUUCAUUGGCAAUCAUCCAAUUUGAAUUCAUUGGGUGCUCCCCUUGACAUGGGGCAGCAAAAUCCCGUCUCUGCAUAUAUAAACCCUGGCACUAAUAUGGCUUCGACAAAUGGGACUUUGCCAGUAUAUGCAUCUUCUAAAGUACUGCCUCAUUCUCGGUUAGGCCAAGCAAAUGAACCUCAUGGUUGGUUUUAUUGUUUGCCUCGAUUCCGGCAAUCCUUCACACCUUACUCGAACUACACCAUUGGCGAUGGUAGAUUUCCUGCUGACCCUUGUCAGAGCUGCAGGGAGGCCAUCACACCCAAUGCAGGGUCUGAUUGUUGCCAGAAGAGGUUUGUUGUUGUUGAUCAAUCGAGGGACCAAACCACUUUGAUCUUUAGUUCUGGGAUUGGGUCUCCUGUCCAGUGCCUUACUUCUAUGAGGCCAAAACCUAAUGCUGCUUGUAAUAUGAAUGGGGAAGAUCUUGGAAUUAAAAGAGAUUCGAAUUAUCUCUCAGGACCAAUACUGACAGACGAAUUUAAUGAAAAUCCCAGAACUGACAUGCAAAGUGAGAUGCAUGAAGACACAGAAGAACUCAAUGCCUUGCUUUACUCAGAUGAUGAGAGCGAUUAUACUGAAGAUGGUGAAGUUACUAGCACAGCUCAUUCACCCUGUAUGAUGACACCUCAUGAUAAGAAAGAUUGGUGCGAGGGAAGCACUGAAGAAGUUGCUAGUUCUGCCGGGCCAACUAAAAAGCGGAAACUGUGUGACGGAGGUUAUGAUAGUUUACCAUCACUGAUGGACACUGCAAGUUCUAUGAAACCCGGCGGACCCUUUGAAGAAUAUGAAGCGGAUGCGGAAUCCAAUUGUGCCAAUGGCAACAACGAAGGGUCAGGAGAAAUGGGUUCUUCCUUAUCAGGCAGCAAGAGGAUGAAGGAGAAAAUACGCGAGACUGUGAACAUUCUGCAAAGCAUGAUUCCUGGUGUUAGGGGCAAGGAUCCGAUUGUGGUUCUUGAUGAAACUAUACAUUACUUGAAAUCAUUGAAGCACAGAGCCAAGGCUUUAGGACUCGAUGCUCUGUGAGAUGCAGGAUUAUUUAAUUUCCUAGUAGUAUUAUUAAGUAGUACGUGGCAUUAUCAGUUCUAAAUGGCAUGUUGGGUGUUAAUUUUCACUGCACUGUUGGGAGUUCCCUGCAAUGGAGAUAAAAUUCAGAAACAGUGGAGAGAAAGCUUGAAUGCAUACACCUUGCCCCAAGUCUUUUUCUUGAAUGAUUUAAGUUGGAAAUCAGCAGCAGCCUUGGCUUGUAGAAGAGGUGCGGUAUAUUAUGUCCCAAUAAAAGGGUGGUGAAUCAUUAAGUCUUUAUCUUAGGGUCUAGAGAAAGUAAUACUGAUCACACCUGGGCGUGGGGUGUGGAUGAGAAGACUGGUUGUUGUUCCGGGAAGGGGGUGGACCCAGAUAAGAGGAGAGCGAGCGUGCAAGCCCCAUGGGUGCCUUGGGACCCAUUUUUACACUUUCACUUUCCCACUCUUUUUGUAUUCUUGUCAUGUUUAAUUGCUUGUGGGGUUUUAUCUUUUUCCUUUGAUGUAGAAAUCUGCACCAGCCAAAAAGCCGUCCCACUUCAUCAUGCAACUUGCUGGAGGGCCCCUCGAUUCACCAUUUCACGCAAUCCUUUUGUCCUUCCAACUCUCUCUCUCUCUCUCUCGCGGGGAUUUAUAUUUGAUUUCCCUUGUUUUUAUGGCUUAAUGUAAUUUGACGCUGUUGUGUUUUGUUAA
Molecule: messenger RNA, 2642 nt
Organism: Alnus glutinosa
Lineage: Eukaryota; Viridiplantae; Streptophyta; Magnoliopsida; Fagales; Betulaceae
Product: transcription factor bHLH143
Exons: 3
Coding region: 853-1953 (366 amino acids)
Molecular function (GO): protein dimerization activity
Source: RefSeq, a predicted model, not a curated record